Molecule: messenger RNA, 1835 nt
Organism: Linum trigynum
Lineage: Eukaryota; Viridiplantae; Streptophyta; Magnoliopsida; Malpighiales; Linaceae
Source: the annotation of a GenBank genome assembly
AACUAGAAAGAACCGGGGUUCUUUUGGUACGGGUUUCUUGUUCGCGCGGAUGAGAAACCGGUGUGGUUAAAGCACUCCGGACCUCGAUUGAGCCGAACUGCACUGAAACCAAUAUGUUGCAGUCAGGAACACCAGCUGAAUACACCAAAGUUUAUUCCGAUUUGGGUGCAGAUCCGCUCUAAUCCGGUUUAGUAAGGUUCAACCUGACCGGUUUGCCACCCUACUAAAUAGCAAUCCUUAGCUAAAAGGAAGCCAACCUGUGUAUUUGGCCAGUAUCUUCCAAAGUAGUUCUUUAGUUUUCCAUGACACCAAACAACCUGAGAGCGGCUGAGCCAAGCCCAUGCUUAUGCUAUUACAAGAAGGUACUGACAAACAUGGCAAGCCGAUUUUUCCUUAGUUUCCAAAGCGUGCCUGAGAACAAUGCGCCUUAUGAAACGGUCAGCUCCGGAAGCUUCACUGAACAUGGACAGUAGAGCCUUCCUUCUCGUAGGAAUGUCAAUGUCAUUUCGCCUUUCGGCCUCCAACAGUAUAAUUAUAAGUACCCUCCAUACCCAUUUACCAGAAAGAUAUCAACAAAACACAGAGCUUCUGAAGCAGAAGAGGAAGUUCAAUGGAGAAUUUUGAAGCUGUUGUUCUGAUUGUUCUAGCAUGCGUUGGUGUGUUUGGUACGAACUCGGCUAUGGCUGCUGCAGCAGCAGCAGCAGCCUCGCCUCCUGCCAUCUUUAUCUUGGGGGACUCGACGGUUGACGUUGGAACAAACAACUUCUUGCCUGGAAGCAAUGCCAGGGCAGAUUUUCCUCGCAAUGGGGUUGACUUCCUUUACUCCAGGCCAACUGGAAGGUUCAGCAAUGGAUUCAACACUGCUGAUCAGCUCGCUGUAUUGAUGGGACACAACAGAAGCCCAGACCCUUUCUUUCUGCUCAGGAAGAAACCAAGAGGCUUCACCAAGUCUAAGUUCAGAGGUGUCAACUUCGCUUCAGGAGGUUCAGGAAUUUUCGACCUCACAGUACAAACUGCGGUCAGCUUUGUCAACUCUUCUGAUGAGCUGAACAAUUCAUCCAGCAGCUCGCCCAUUAGCAAAAAGAACGGUGUCUCGUUGUCUGAGCAAAUACAUCAACUUUCAUACGUCUAUCAUAAAAUUCUUGCUGUAAGGAAGCAGAAAGGAACCAGAGAUCUUUUCUCCAAAUCCUUGUUCUUUAUCAGCAUUGGAGCCAAUGACCUCUUUGUGCAUUACCAUUCAAAGAGCAAGCAACCAAAGGAGAAGUUCAUAGCUUCUCUGGUCCAAGCGUAUGAGAAGCACUUAAGGAACCUACUGCAACUUGGAGCAAGGAAGUUUGGGAUUGCUACUGUUGCACCCAUCGGCUGCUGUCCGUCUCAAAGGCUCUUCAAUCAGACCCUCGGUUGUUUGGAGGAGUUGAACGAUCUUGCACUGGCUUUCCAUCCCAGAGUUGCUCAGCUCAUGUAUAAGCUCAGCUCAGAAUAUCAUGACAUGAAGUUUUCAAUUGGGAAUACAUUUCUAAUCACCAUCAAUGUCAUCAACCACCCUAAUCGAUUCGGAUUUAAAGAUGGGCGAGGAGCAUGUUGUGGACAAGGAGCACUGAAUGCACAAACACCAUGCACUCCAACUGCUAAUCUUUGCCCUAUACGCGAUGAUUACUUGUUCUGGGACUUAUUGCAUCCUACACAGAAAGCUGCACAGCUGGCUGCUGUAACUCUCUAUUCCGGCCCACCGUUCUUUGUCGCACCAAUCAACUUCAAGCAGUUGGCUGAAGCUUGAUUGACCCAACAAAGUACUCAUCACUUAUCAGAUGGCUCAAUAAAAAAAAAUAGAGCAG